AUGCAUACCAAGGGCACGGAGCUAGCAACGGGGAAGGUUAGCAAGGCCGUCGAACCGUUGGCUACGUCUUGCCGCAGUCUGUGCGCAAGCUCGCAAGUGCCCGCAAUUGUUGCGCGCUCCCUACAGGGGGGCGCAAAUGGCGGAGGACGACCAGGAGGAAGCCGAGGGGCUGAGAUGAACUGUGGACGACAAGUGGGCUUUGGAGCAAGGGGUUUGAGAGAUCGUCCCCGAUGCUCCUUGCUUGAUGAACCGCUAGCGCAGUUCAGUCAGCGAAAGAUGAUGGUGCGGCAAGUUCCAUUUUCCAUGAGCACGCCCGUAGUCUCGGUAGUGUACAAGAAUAGGCACCGCGAUGCCAGUGACCCGAGAUGGUUCAAGAAGACUUUGCCGGCUACGAAGGCUGGGUAA
This is a messenger RNA of Neurospora tetraspora, 405 nucleotides long. RefSeq lists its product as uncharacterized. The transcript has 3 exons. Lineage: Eukaryota; Fungi; Ascomycota; Sordariomycetes; Sordariales; Sordariaceae. The record is from RefSeq and is a predicted model, not a curated record. Bases 1 to 405 code for a protein of 134 amino acids.